Messenger RNA from Pristis pectinata (smalltooth sawfish), 4498 nucleotides. RefSeq names its product thioredoxin 2 (gene txn2). Gene Ontology annotation, biological process: cell redox homeostasis. The transcript has 4 exons. Gene Ontology annotation, cellular component: mitochondrion. Gene Ontology annotation, molecular function: protein-disulfide reductase activity. The coding region runs from base 170 to 682 and encodes 170 amino acids. The record is from RefSeq and is a predicted model, not a curated record. NCBI's taxonomy places the organism in Eukaryota, Metazoa, Chordata, Chondrichthyes, Rhinopristiformes, Pristidae.
CACCACCCGCACGGAUCACAGUAAGGCAACAGCUACUCUGUUCCCCGGCGGAGAGAAAGGCAGGGAGAGUGCGACGACGCCCAUUUCGUUACCGCGAAGGCAACUGGGAGCCCGUUUCCAGGAAGUGACGGAGGACUGGAGCGGUGGCGCCUGUGGCGGCGUGAACGAGAUGGCACAUAGGCUUUUGCUGAGAAGGCUCACAUCAGUGACCCUUCGGGAGGCCCCUCGGUCACUGCAGUCUCAAUCCUCAGCACACCUCUCACCCUUGAGCUCCUUUUGCUGGCAUGGCACCAAGCCUCCCUUACAUCACCCAGCCAGUCUGAGGAUCGCCAGAAGAUUUUGUGCAUCUCCUGCCAGUGAUGUUUCCUUCAACAUACAGAACCAGGCAGAUUUCACUGAUCGAGUCAUCAACAGUACGAAACCAGUCUUGGUGGAUUUCCAUGCAAGUUGGUGCGGCCCUUGUCGUAUGCUCGGUCCGAGGCUUGAGAAAAUGGUGGCAAAACAGGAAGGGAAAGUGAUAAUGGCCAAAGUAGACAUAGAUGAUCACACAGACCUUGCCAUCGAGUAUAAGGUGUCUGUGGUCCCAACUGUGAUCGCUAUUAAGGAUGGGGACGUCGUGGACCAAUUCACAGGCGUUAAAAGCGAAGAUGACCUGGAAGUGUUUAUCAAAAAGCUGAUGUGACUGAGCUGUAAAGGUUUGAGAUGGCUGUAUGAUCAACUAAGUGUUUAUUUUUAGUGAAGUCCUAAAUGCUGCUGAUGGCUGGGAGAGAUUCCUGCUGCUGCCUGUAAUCAACUAGUAAAACUUGCCAUAAGAGGCUGCUGUCUACUGUCUUAUUCUGAAACAUUUAGUCAUUGACACACACGAUACACAAACUGACUCCAGCUACCGGUUGCAGCCUCAAGCCUGUAGAGCCUUAGUUUAGCAGCAUCAUUGUUUCCUCCCCUUGCUCCAACCAUCAUGCUGGAUCACGUGAGUGAUCCUUAUUUCCACUCCAUUGUCCCAUUGAUUUAAUCUUCCUUUUUCCACACACUUCUGUCCAUUAGGGCAUGGUUCUCCAGCCGCUGCUGGGGUACACUUCACAUGCUGUGCCACAGUCAGGUAAUCUUGCACCAGUUUAAGAAAUUAACCAUGAAUCCAAGUUGAUGAUCUGAAUUGCAGUGAGUAUAGGUUGUGAGCACAUGGAGGAAACCUUUGCAGGUACAGAAUUGACCUGUUGCAGUCUAGGGGAAGUAGGAUCACUGGCAGCAACUGAAAUCAGACCAUGUAUGAAAAACAUCAGGUCAGCAACACAAAACUGUUAGAAAAGUUGGAAUCAUACUACUUAAAAACAAAAAUUAAAAAUCAUGAAAUAGACUCAGGCUUUCUACCUUAAGGAAGGGUUUGUAUCACAAGAAUCAGUGAUCGGGACACUUCAGAAACUGUGCUGUUAGCUUUAUCUCUUAUGGUUUUGAAAUGGGUCCUGCCACAACAGUUUCUUUGGUUAAUUAUCUAUUUUAAUGCAAACACUAUUUUGCGCACUCUGGGAGUAGUGAGCAGUCGCUAUGUACUGCUGGAAAUGAAGACCUUCCCUGGUAUUGAACACAUGAGAUCCAGUCGAAUUAACAGGAACAAAUGAACCAUGACAAAUAUACUAAUGAAGGCAGUAGAUCAUAAAUUUGACAGCCCAGAAAAGUUGCUCAGCUAGAGACUUGCUGUAAUAUAUUUAUCAUUAACUCUCUUCCGCUUUAUCUCAAACCACCAAAAGGAAUAUGUCCUUUCACAAAUGCAAUACUGUUGUCUGAAGAGGGGAAGUGAAACCUGGCAGGGGGAGGAGGAGGUUUGCUACACCCUUUGAAGUUCUGACAUUCUGCAGAAUUCAUGGUUGAGAGAACUGCAUGGCAGCAGCUGUGUUCUGUCCCACUCAGUGUGUCAGUGUAGAGAGCCACCUGGCUGCAGUUUGUAUGGUAAAUCCUUGAACCCAUAAACAUGAAGCACAGUGCUGGCCACCAGAAACAAAUUGUCUUGAUUUCAGUUGCUGCUACAAAUGCAUAGAGCCAAUUGAUCUCAGCUUGGGCAGCAUCCCCAGUUGCCUCCAGCAUCCAGGGCUAGGGAGAGGAUGCAAGAGAUAUUCUUAGUGCACAGUUAAAUAGUGUCAAAGCCCAGAAUCUGGCCUUGUCUGUAAAGAAUGGCUAUUUGAUGUACUGAAGUCACCUUUUGUUAGCAAGAGGUGGGAAAGGAAGAAAGAGAAUUGAUAGAGAGAGGGAAGAGAGGUGCAGCUUGGCAAGGCUGAAUAAAGCUCUUUUCUGUUGCUGUGUCCUCGGUGUACUUGACCUCCCAGUGGUGUCCCCCUUUAUCUGCCUGUUCAGCAGGCACCAGUAUAAUGGGGGGGGGGGGGGGGAAGGGAUUUGUGUUACAGAUGUUUUUCUAGAAAUACAACCCCUCUGUAACUCGGCUCCCUGUAUUCCUAAAAUUGAACUAUGACUGGACAUGAGAUGAAGUAAAUAUGAUCCUGGAUUGAUCUGUACAAUGAAACUGGCUCUCUGUUGUUACUGGUGGAACCUACUGAUUUAUUAAUUGCAGUGAGAAAAUGUAGGUUAAACAAGUUGGGUAAAACACAAAACUGGUACUUAAAUUGAAUGUGUUGUCUCCCAAAAAGCUCUCUAUCUUAAAACAAAGAAUUUUUCCUGCAUGAUUAACGUAUCUUGUCCUUGCUUUGAACCGUACAUCAGCAGUGAGUGAGAGUUCAUUUGGUGAGAACCUGUUAAUUAUGGGGAACAAUCAGGUAAUUUAAUUUGUUUGCCUAAUUGUUUUGGAAUUUGCAUUCUGUCUUUGAUGUAAUGGCACAGUGAGAGAUCCUUACAAGGUGUACACAGUUAGUAGAAUUCCUGCCUUGCUAUUCUCCUGGUAAUGAAACAUAAUCACUUUUUUUGCAAAUAAAACAUUGCCUUUAUUGAAGAUUUAGAACUCCUGUCUCAAACUGGAUGUUUCGGGAAGCUGAUAGCUGCCUAGGUCUAAAAUCAAAGUGAGAAUCUUCACAAGGGUCGUACAGUGGUGCAGCAAUAAAUGCCAAUGCCUUACAGCUCCAGGGACUCAGGAUUGCUAGGAUUGCUGUGGUGGGAGUUUGCAUGGACCAUGUGGGACAAACUGCAGCCUCCAGUGUUGCAAUACACAAGUCCAUUCACACCGGGUGCACUUGUGUACAGUCUGCUGAAAUGUAGCUGCUGAUAUUUAUAGAAGAACAAUGUUAAAUGUAUUGUGGGUGAGAAUCAGGCCUUCAUUGUGAAAGCAUUUGGAGCUUAUUACAGACUGUUCAUGGGUAACAAACAGGUUCCAUUUAAACAGAUGUCCUUAAGUCAAUUUUGUCCUAUAAAUAAGAGUGAUUUUGUGCAUUUUUUAAAUGUUAACCACACUUCCACAGUAUUGUAAUGAAUGGCAUCAAAAACAUUACUGAUAAGAAAGAACAAUAACUAAAAGUGGAGAGAGAAGAAGCUAGUUCUGCUGUUCAUAACCUACAUGGACUUUUAAUAAUAUUAUGGGAGCUCAAACGUAUGUAGAGUUAUCCAUAAAUCAGGUGUUUGUAACCCAGGACAGUCUGUAAUAGUGUCAUUGCUAUACAUUAAUAUAAUUUGCCCUUUUUCCAAAAAAGAGCUUUCCAAUUUCUGUUGCAUCAGAGUGAGAAGGUCCUUGGAUUUAAUCACCAGCAGAGACUAAUUUAGUUGAUCUCCAAUAGAGCAGCAAUAUUCCCAGUAAAACUUGUCUGCCCUCUUGCCCAGAUCAACAGAGAAGAAUGAGGGGGAGUUGGAAAUCAUCCAUGUUUGCAGCCCUGUUGUUGGAGAAUGAAUCAAGAUCGCUGCAUGUCCCAAAAGAUUUCUGGCAUUCACUGCCUAAGCUUGUGCUGAAUGGGUGCGGCAGUGGAUUUAGAGAGAGAAGUGAGCAGCUUUGUGUGGCAAGUGACAAUAUUUUUAGCCUGCCAGAUUCUCGGAACUGUGGAAACAGAUUCCUAAAACUCUGUUUGAUGUGAGGGACAUAUGCUGUGGAUAUUGCUGGACUCUAAGCGAGUGCAUGCAGUGAGGAAUAAUAAAAACAACAAAAUUGCUGGGGAUACUCAUCAGGUCAGGCAGUAUCUGCAGAAAGAGAAACAGUUAACAUUCUUAAGAAUCAUUUACUUCAAAAGUUAUCUUGCUCUCUAUCGAUGUUACCUGACCUGCUGAGUAUCCCCAGCUAUUUGUUUUUAUACAUAUUGGGACCUCACCAACAUCACCAGUAUUGCUUCCUUCCAACUUCUGAUACACACUUGCCUACUGCAGAAACUUGAGCCUUUGUCACUGACUGGAAUAUUUCCUUUGGCACAUCACUUGGAUGAUGCAGAACUCAAGCUGAGGAUUAAGGAAUUGGCAAUGUUUAACUUGUCUUUUGCAUACUGAUCAUUUUGUAACUGAAUUCUAGUAUUCUUUUAAAAUUUGUUAAAUCUUACCACCAAUGUAACAGAUUUAUAUCAAAUAAAUCCAGUAAAUCAAA